Molecule: messenger RNA, 1259 nt
Organism: Durusdinium trenchii
Lineage: Eukaryota; Dinophyceae; Suessiales; Symbiodiniaceae
Source: the annotation of a GenBank genome assembly
UUAAACUUCAGGGUGCGUCAGCCUGUGGGUUGAGAUUUCGGACAUUGUGGCGAAAGCUCUCAAAGUUCGGGGAGCCCACACGCCCGGACACCCGACCGGGUCGACCGGGUCGACCGGGUUCCGGAGGUCUUUCUGACCACCAAGCUUCCGCCCAGCGAGCAUGGCGAUGAAUUGGAAGAGGUUUUGCAUGCCUCGUUGCAGCGCCUUGGAACCUCCUUCGUGGAUUUGUACUUGAUCCAGAGCCCCAGGGGCGGCAGCGUGCUUUGGACUUGGGACGCCAUGCUCCAGCUGCGCACCAGGGGCUUGGCGAAAGCCGUGGGCGUGUGCAACUUCAGCACGGAACACCUGGCGGCCCUGGCGCGAACUGGCCGCGAGAUGCCCGAGGUCCUCCAAGUGAAGCUGCACUUGGCCAAUCAGCAGCGUGAUCUAUCCCACUUCUGCCGCCAGCACCACAUUGCCCUCAUGGCCGCGACACCCCUGGCACGCGGGCAGCUGGCGCGCAGUGAGCGCGGCUCGCGUGCAGCACCGCUGGCACCGGCGCUCAUUGAGCUGGCGGAGCUGAAGCAGCGGACCGCAGCAGAGGUGGCGAUUCGGUGGUGCCUGCAGCAGGGCUACGUUUGCAUCCCCAAGAGCAAGUCACUGCAGCGACUGGAGUCCAAUGCUCCUUUCGGGCUGCGGCUGAGUGAGGAGGAGAUGAAGCUCUUGGGAUCCUUGGACAUGAGUUUCACCGCCAGCUCUGGCAGUGCAGCCCUGGCCAUGCCCUGGGCAGAGGCAUUCGGAGAGGUCUCAGAGGUGAGUGAUGGAGAUGUAGGGGAGGAAGUGCGCCGGCGGCGAAGGCGAAGGCGGCGGAAAGGAAAGGGGCCAGGUAAGGGAGCGAAGGGCAAGGCGACAGCGAAGGGUGCAGCUCCGGCUGGCGGCUCUGCUCAGCGUGCAGCCCAGGCGCUUUUCAACUUGACGUAGGGAGCACGUACGUGCGCGGGCUCGACGACUGCAUUGGAUGAGAUGCACGGUGCAAAGUGAUCCAAAGUCUGACAGAAAGUCAGGGAAGCCAUGGGAAGCUGCAAACCAGACUCCAGAAGUGCCACUGCCCGAGACAGCCUGCUGUCUCCAGCGGCCGCCACAGAGCGUAGAAGAGAUGUAUAGGGUGGAGCUUCCGGAGGGCGUGCUCAUCAUCGUGGUCCAUCCGACGGAGGGCAUCGGCUAAGGCAAAAGCCCGGAAAAGUGGCGAUCGCUUUUGCGUUUGGAUACCCAUCAUUGUG